AUGAUCUUCGCAGGUGACAGUGGUGGUGGUUUGUAUAUGAAGGCCAACAUUAAAUGGUUUAUUAAAGGAAUCGUUUCUUCUUCACUCCUCACGGAUGAAGGAAUGUGUGACGUUGAAAGUUAUUCGAUCUUCACUGAUGUUGCGAAAUUUUCAAACUGGAUAGCUAAGGAAAUGGACAUUGAAACUGAUAUGACGUGCAAGUUUGUUUUAGAAGAAGGUACAAAGUAUACCUGCUGGCCAGAAGAGCUCGUCAUUCAGCAGCCUAACGUUAAGAUAUCUGUAAUGUUUGGAUUUCAUUUAAGCCAACACAACAACAACGACGUGAAAGAGUUUUUUGUCCGAUACCAAAAGACAUCACAUUUGCCACAUGGAAUUCCAGAACUCUUCCCAAACCUUAGAAGCUAUUUUGCACAUAAAACAAAUUUGAAGCACAUUCAAAGAAGUGAUUUCAGCGGUUUUCAAUUUUUGACAAAUAUUGAAAUUGCUUACAACGAACUUGGUAAUAUUCCAGGAGACACCUUUUAUGAUGUUCCAGGUUUAAAAAAACUACUUCUUCAAGAUAAUCAGAUCCUUUCAUUUGACGUCGAUUUGUUCAUCAAAAGCCCAAAUUUAGAAAUAUUUUAUGCUUACAGGAAUCAAAUUGAAUAUCUCGAUGGUCGACUUUUCAGGAAAAAUUUCAAUUUGGAGGAAAUUCACAUGGACUAUAACCAAUUUAAGAUCAUCGACUUGGAUUUGUUUACACCAUUGAGGAAGUUGAGAUUAGUCAACUUUCGUCACAACACUUGCAUUUCGGAACAUUUUCCUAAUUCGAAAGAUUUCGAAAGCUUUAAAGCAAUAAUUGCGACAAGUUGUAGCAUCUAA
Clunio marinus is the source of this 861-nucleotide messenger RNA. NCBI's taxonomy places the organism in Eukaryota, Metazoa, Arthropoda, Insecta, Diptera, Chironomidae. The record is from the annotation of a GenBank genome assembly.